GUAUUCUUUUCAUAAGUGCUUCAAUUGGAGCUUCCUCUACUAACCCAGGAAGUUCACUCAUACCCGAGCAGAGAGCAUGUCAGCCGUCUCCUUAUCGACCUUGAUGUGAUCCGUCUUGAUGGCGGAUUCAUCGGGGACGAAGUCCAUGCGUCGCUCGCACCCCUCGUCCUUUAACUUGAGCGAGAUGUCCCGAACCCGACCCUUCUGGUUGCGCUUCAUGAGAUGGGUCGAGAAUCCGGCAAACGGGUUGCGAAGUCGCUUGGAAGGGUUUAUGGCAACCUCAUCGAGUAUAUAUGUUCUUGUUGGUGUGGAAAUCAAGAGUCAUUCUCGAGUAGUAGCAGCUCGAUUACUUGCCGAGAUGCCUUCUUCACCGUCUUGAAAUGAUAAUGGGCCAACUGUCUUGAUUAUCAAGGAUAAUGAAGGUUGUAUAUAUGGGGGUUAUGCUUCCCAGCCUUGGGAAAGGCAUAGUGAUUUCUCUGGAGAUAUGAGGUCCUUUCUCUUUCAGCUCCAUCCAAAGGCAUCUAUAUUCAGACCAACUGGGACCAACAACAAUUUACAAUGGGUAUGUUUCUGCUUGGUUUCCUACUUUGCUGAAACAAAUGUGCUUUUGAAUUGUUUAUUUGUUUGAUAUCAAUGAAUUUUAUAUGAUGGUUCUCACACUUUUCUUUCUUUUUUCAGCUUGCUGUGAUUAGUUAAGCCCUGUAGGAGAGCUUUAUAUAUGAUAUGGCUCACUUGGUGCAGCAAGUGUAGGAUAUUUGUAUUAAACCUUUCCUUUUCCCCGAUUGGAAUUUUUCUGCAAUUGUUAAGCUCUGUUAUAAUUAGAAGGGCUACUGUAAAAUGGAUCAUUGCUUAUUUGAUAGGCCUUAUUAACUGUUCAAACUGUGAGUUAAUUCAAGGGUUUCUCUGUCUAAACUUGGAUGAAGGUGGGUUUGACACUAGAAUAAAAGAAACUUUAAUUCUAUUGCACCUUAAUUGACCAUUCAUACUCAUUUUUUUUCCCUGAAAAAGUUGAUUUUUUUCCUCGUUUCUUUUAUCUCUAGUGUCUACUUUAGUAGUUGGAAAGUGGCACCCAGUUCCCAUGAUCGGUGGUAUUCCAUUUCCUUCUGGUGCACAGUAGAAUUUCCAUCCUUCGUUUUAUGUUUACUCAUGCAUUUAGUCCUAUUGUCUUUAUUUUUGGCCUUCGGUAUUAUUGUUAUUCAACUGCCUAUUGUUGUUUUGUUUAACUGACUUAUGUAGCUUACAAUUUCCAAUUGGCAGUGUGCUGUGAGUUUCAGUUCAGAGACCAUUCCAAAUGGCAUUGGGUUUGGAGGGUGAGUUAAUCACUUUGGCCAUGUUCCUCUCAGCAGGCUUUGAUCAGGGACACACUUUCUCUUGCACAACAUUCAACAGCCCUUGCCUUUCAAAGAACAGUAAAAUCUGCCCAGAAGUGAUAGAAUGCUGGGGAGUCGUAAGGAAAUAAAACAAGGAGAAAGACAAGAUGCUCUCAAAGGUGCUGUGUUAGAAAGGUUUAAGGAGGACCGGAAUAUGCUCAAUAUGGUAGGGAUUGCAAAUGCUAGUGAGUAAAUGUGUUCAUCUUUGGCCUGCACCUUCGGAUGGGGCUUCAACAUUCAGAUCAGUGCUUAAGGUUAGGAGUCCUGUUCAAUAUCUGUCUAGUUUAUGGAAAAUUGUUUUUCUCUUGAGUCCCUGAUUCUUCAAUCAAACAGAACUUUAUUUAUUUAUUUUUUUUAUCAAUGUAGUACCUAAGAACGCAAGUGUAUCAUGUAUACACCAAAUCCUCUAACUACAAAAUUUUACUGGUGGUUUGAAAUAGGAAAUUACAGCAGUGUUUAUCA
This is a messenger RNA of Rubroshorea leprosula, 1832 nucleotides long. The record is from the annotation of a GenBank genome assembly. Lineage: Eukaryota; Viridiplantae; Streptophyta; Magnoliopsida; Malvales; Dipterocarpaceae.